AUAUAUAUAUAUAUAUAUAUAUAUAUAUAUAUACACACACACAUACGCCACGCUAAGUGCGUCUUGCAUACCCUUUAGCACACAUACUAGGUAGAGUGAAGAGAUAAAGAAAAUGGGGGCAGGGCGUGAGGUGUCGAUAUCUCUGGACGGAGUGAGGGAUAAGAACGUGAUGCAACUCAAGAAGCUAAAUACUGCACUAUUCCCCGUUCGCUACAACGACAAAUAUUAUGCUGAUGCCCUCGCUUCCGGGGAUUUCACUAAACUUGCAUAUUACAGUGACAUCUGUGUUGGUGCAAUUGCAUGCCGGCUGGAGAAGAAGGAAGGAGGGGCUUUUCGUGUUUACAUCAUGACAUUAGGUGUUUUAGCACCAUACCGAGGCCUAGGCAUUGGUACAAGGCUGUUGAAUCAUGUUCUUGAUCUCUGCUCCAAGCAAAAUAUUUCAGAGAUUUACUUGCAUGUGCAGACAAACAAUGAGGAUGCCAUCAAGUUUUAUAAGAAAUUUGGAUUUGAAAUCACAGAUACCAUCCAGCACUAUUACACAAACAUUACACCACCUGACUGCUAUGUUCUUACCAAAUUCAUCACUUGUCAGACGAAUAAAUGAUGUUGCAAAGUUCACAGUGAAGUUGGCAAUCGUUGGUUUUUCAUGCGGUUUAUUGGGCUGAACUUGGGAUUACUUGCACGGGGGACAUCAUAAUCUGAUUGGUGAAAUGACUUCUAACAGUUCCUAUAAUGGUCUGUUAGACCAAUGACCUAUAAAUCAUUUAAUAGUUUAUAAACAUUUUGAAAGUUUGUAUUCUAUUGAUAUCGGAAGAGGGAUCUUGCUGUCUGCUAAGAUUUUGUUUGUGAAUUUUGGGCAGUUGAAAUUAUUUGCUCUUUAAUUUCUCCA
Messenger RNA from Hevea brasiliensis (rubber tree), 889 nucleotides. RefSeq lists its product as uncharacterized. The transcript has 3 exons. Gene Ontology annotation, biological process: mitotic sister chromatid cohesion. Gene Ontology annotation, cellular component: cytoplasm; NatA complex. The record is from RefSeq and is a predicted model, not a curated record. Lineage: Eukaryota; Viridiplantae; Streptophyta; Magnoliopsida; Malpighiales; Euphorbiaceae. Gene Ontology annotation, molecular function: N-acetyltransferase activity. The coding region runs from base 113 to 604 and encodes 163 amino acids.